This is a messenger RNA of Jatropha curcas, 1442 nucleotides long. Lineage: Eukaryota; Viridiplantae; Streptophyta; Magnoliopsida; Malpighiales; Euphorbiaceae. The record is from RefSeq and is a predicted model, not a curated record.
UCUUUAAAUAAAAUUUGUUUCGUCUCAGAAGUAGCCAAGAAAGAAGAAGGAAACCACAGCUACAGUCAUCAAUGUAGGUCUAUUCUCCCCUUUUGCAAUUUUCAAUUCUCGUACUUGGCUGUAGCAACUAAGUGAAGAAUAAACUAUGGUCCAUUCACGUCAAUGGUCAUCCAACAAAACCGCAAGUUUAUGUAUCACCUUCAAUGGAGUUUGGACAGCUUCCUGAAGUUUAUGUAUCACCUUCAAUGGAGUUUGGACAGCUUCCUGGCUUCAGGUUCCAUCCAACAGAAGAAGAGCUCUUGGAUUUUUACCUUAAGAAGAUGGUUUUAGGAAAACAUUUUUGUUCUAAUAUCAUUACUUUCUUGGACAUAUAUCACCAUGCACCUUGGGAUUUACCAGGGCUGGCAAAAACAGGGGAGAGAGAAUGGUAUUUCUUUGUCCCAAGAGAAAGGAAGAAUGGGCAUGGCGGAAGGCCCAGCAGAAUUACUGCAACUGGUUAUUGGAAGGCAACUGGGUCGGACCGGCCCAUCCGGUGCUUGACGGAUCCGAAAAGGUUAUUGGGUCUUAGAAAGACUUUGGUUUUCUACACUGGGAGAGCACCAAAAGGCUGCAAAACUGAUUGGGUCAUGAAUGAGUAUAGAUUGCCCACUGCCUGCUCCUUACCUAAGGACAUAGUGCUCUGCAAGAUAUACCGAAAGGCAACGCCAUUGAGAGUGUUGGAGGAAAGGGCAGCCAUGGAAGAGGUUAUGGCAUCCCAAAUUACAUCUUCAUAUCCUCUACUAGAAGAGGAUGUUUAUUCUUUCUAUAACCAACAAAUGAACUUUAUGCAAGAUUUUGUGGAGGAAGUAGAAGAAAAGUAAGUGGCAAUACUAAAAGGAAGAGGAGGACAUCAACUAAAAUUUUGAAAUUUAGUUUUCUUCUUCUUCUUCCCAAACAAGUCCACUUUCAAAAUGGGUCAUCAAUCCUAUGUUAUGUCCAUUAGUUGCACCUCUAAUCAUGGUAAUUAGUAAGCAAGCAAACCAAGUGGCCAAUAAAAGAUUGAUUUGCCUAUGAGAACGAGCGAGGAUUAAUCGGGCUUACCGUGAACUAUUAAAAUAGACACGGGUCUGAACAUCUCAUGGAAAUAUCCAAAAAAAUAAAAAUAAAAAUAAAGAGUUCAUUAAUUCUAAUAUAAUUUCUGCUUUUGUCAAUUAGUCAUGUAAUGCAAUUUCCUCUCUCUCCCUCUUAUAGAGUUUUUUUAUGGUUAACUCUUGGCUUGUAGGAGUAUGUCCUCAAAACUAGUUUUUGCCUCUAAUUGUGUUUUGGAGUGUAUGUUAAUUAAGUAUGAUUUAGUUAGUGGUUACUCUCCUUGUCUAAGAGUAUGUGAAAAUUUUUUGCUUUUAGGAUAAGUUUACAAAUGUAAAAUCUCUUCUUGAAUAGAAGUUAUAUAACAUAGUAUUUAA